Setaria italica (foxtail millet) is the source of this 1875-nucleotide messenger RNA. Its product is annotated as probable homogentisate phytyltransferase 2, chloroplastic. The transcript is spliced from 11 exons. Gene Ontology annotation, cellular component: membrane. The record is from RefSeq and is a predicted model, not a curated record. The coding region runs from base 135 to 1298 and encodes 387 amino acids. Gene Ontology annotation, molecular function: prenyltransferase activity. Lineage: Eukaryota; Viridiplantae; Streptophyta; Magnoliopsida; Poales; Poaceae.
GUCAGCAGCCAUAGGAUAACACGCGCACGGCUCUCGUCACCCGCCUCACUCCCUCCCUGCCCAUCACCAAUGGCGACGGGUGGCUGAAAAAACCGGAGUCCAAGGCUCCCCAAACCUCCCUGGCCCCUGCCCCCAUGCCCAUGGCUUCCCUCGCCGCCCCUCCUCUCCCAUCCCGCGCCCCUAGCUUCCUCGCCGCCCCCGCCAUCCACAGCGGGCGGCCUCCGCGCCUGGUCGGGCCGGUGCGGUCCGCGUCCCCACUCCUCUCCUCCGCCUCCGCAGGCUGCUUCCCCCGCGCCCCUCGCGCGCCCUGCAGCGCCGCCCGCGAACGCCGCCGCGACUCCGUGCGGACAUUCUCUCAAGCUGAUGCUGCUGGACCAGCUCCUUUAUCAAAGACUCUGUCAGACCUCAAGGAUUCCUGCUGGAGAUUUCUGAGGCCACACACAAUUCGAGGAACUGCUUUGGGAUCCAUAGCUUUGGUUGCUAGAGCCUUGAUAGAGAAUUCCCACCUGAUAAAUUGGUGGUUAUUAUUUAAAGCAUUCUAUGGGCUUGUAGCGUUAAUCUGUGGCAAUGGUUACAUAGUUGGGAUCAAUCAGAUCUAUGAUGUUGCUAUUGACAAGGUAAAUAAGCCAUACCUACCCAUUGCUGCCGGCGAUCUGUCAGUUGAGUCAGCUUGGUUGUUGGUAAUAUUAUUCGCAGCUGCAGGCUUUUCAAUUGUCCUGUCGAACUUUGGACCAUUCAUUACCUCUCUAUACUGCCUUGGCCUAUUUCUUGGAACUAUAUAUUCCGUUCCACCAUUCAGACUGAAGAGAUAUCCGGUUGCUGCUUUUCUUAUCAUUGCAACGGUUCGCGGUUUCCUUCUCAACUUUGGUGUGUACUAUGCUACUAGGGCUGCACUAGGUCUUACAUUCCAAUGGAGCUCUCCUGUUGCAUUCAUUACAUGCUUCGUGACACUAUUUGCUCUGGUCAUUGCUAUAACCAAAGAUCUCCCUGAUGUUGAAGGGGAUCGCAAGUACCAGAUAUCAACUUUGGCAACAAAGCUUGGUGUCAGAAACAUUGCCUUCCUUGGGUCUGGUUUGUUGGUAGCAAAUUACAUUGCUGCUAUUGUUGUAGCUUUUCUCAUGCCUCAGGCUUUUAGGCGCGCUGUCAUGGUUCCUGUGCAUGUUGCCCUUGCAGCUGGUUUAAUUUUCCAGACGUGGGUUCUGGAGCAAGCGAAGUACACUAAGGAUGCUAUUUCGCAGUACUACCGGUUCAUUUGGAAUCUCUUCUACGCUGAAUAUAUCCUCUUCCCGUUAAUAUAGAUUUAGAGCCUAGAGAUCUGGUACUUCAGCCUGGUCUACAGCCAAAAUGAUGGGAGUAACUGAUAUAAAACGUGAUUGUUGUGCAUAUCUUGUACGGGAACAACAAAGCUGCAGUGUUACAAGGAUCCUGAAGUAGAUGCUGAAGACUUUGUUGGAGCCACGGAAGCAGGCUUUGGUAACAAUUCAACAGAGUCCCGUUCUGUAGGGCCUUGUUUGGGAGGGCUUGAGCAUAGAGGACUGAAGUUGAUGGAAGCUCAGGCUCUGGCCCCAAACAGGUGGUGGUGGAACGGCCAAGCCAAGCUCGUUUCUUGUCACUCGAGGUUAAGCUAGUAUGCGAGACAUAUUGACGGCGUGCCCUCUCACGAAAACUGGCUAGGGACCAUUAGUCCAUUGGUAUCAUACGCUUGGCUUACUGAGUUACUGCGUAUAUAUUUCUUGAGCUUCAGCUGAAACUGUUGUAUAGUAGGAACCACUGUCUUUUCCACCGUUCUGGACGACUGAAACUUCCUCCAUGUGUAUGCCUGUAAGCUGUAACUUGGCUCGCACAAAGCUUUAUGCUACAGAACUUGCUGCAUCA